CGGACCCAAGGUCUUCCAAUUGCAACGCGAUUAGUUACCAAAUAGGACAGACAGUCAUCAUGCAGCAUCCGCAUCCGGGUGACCAGCCCACCUACAUGCCAGACGUUCCCUUCCAACCACUGUGGGGCCAAGAGGCACCGCCGCCGCCGCCCAUAGUGCCUUACCAGGAGCUCAUCGCAGGCUUUCCCUGCACCGAUUUGUCCCUGUGGCAACGUUCACAGGUAGCUCCUUUGGUCCCGCAGCGUCCUUCCACCAAUGGCAGGGCCAAUGGCUCCUCCAGUUCCUCAAAGAAGACACGCCGUCGGGUGGCCUCGAUGGCCCAGAGGAGAGCCGCCAAUAUCCGCGAGCGCCGGCGGAUGUUCAACCUAAAUGAGGCCUUCGACAAGCUGCGACGGAAAGUUCCAACCUUUGCCUACGAGAAGCGACUCUCGCGCAUCGAAACCCUACGGCUGGCCAUCACCUAUAUAGGCUUCAUGGCGGAGCUGUUAAGUGGCACGCCCUCAAACUCCCACAAGUCCCGCUCGGAUGUCUACGGUGGAAUGAAUGGACACCAUCAGGCGGCACCGCCACCUAUCCAUCCGCAUCAUCUGCACCCGGCGGCGGCCUAUCAACGAGACUUUGCCUCGCCAUAUAACCACAGUUUGACAUAAAGAGGUUUUAAGGGAUCGUAUUUAUUAUCGAUUAUUAUAAUAUAGCCCUAAUUUGAGCUUUAAGGGGAUUGUUAGCUUAAAACAGCUUAACCGUUUGUUUUAUAAAAAUAAAUAAAAUAUUAUACACGCAAAAGUUCUAUUAGUGUAAUAUGUGAAUUCAGUGGUUUGAGACAAAGGAACAUAAAUAAUAA
Messenger RNA from Drosophila kikkawai, 841 nucleotides. RefSeq names its product 48 related 3 (gene Fer3). NCBI's taxonomy places the organism in Eukaryota, Metazoa, Arthropoda, Insecta, Diptera, Drosophilidae. Gene Ontology annotation, molecular function: RNA polymerase II transcription regulatory region sequence-specific DNA binding; DNA-binding transcription factor activity, RNA polymerase II-specific; protein dimerization activity. Gene Ontology annotation, biological process: regulation of transcription by RNA polymerase II; developmental process. The record is from RefSeq and is a predicted model, not a curated record.